ACGAAAAAAAAAAGAGAGAGAGAGAGAGAGAGAGAGAGAGAGGCGAGAGGGAUCAACGGCUUUAAUUCGAAUUCUCGGACUCACUUCUCCGCACUUGGCUUUAUUAAUCCUCACUAUAAAUUCCUCAGAAGGUGUUUUGACUGCGUUGGCCUUCUUCCACUCCUUUUUCUCGUCCUUCUUCCCCCGAGAGGACCUUACCAUUGUCUUCACUCUUUACUAUUUACUUAUGGCAUCUGGUAGUCCAUAUCUUGAUGAAAUGAGAGUCAGUCCCGAGGUUAUUGAUCCCCCUAAAAAUGAAGAUAUGAUGGAAGUCACUGAACAUGUGAAUGAACAUAUUCAGCAUUCAGCGAAGCCAAAUGUUGCUGUUGCUAGUAAUGUACUUGAACUCCUGGAGUGUCCUGUGUGCUUAAAUGCCAUGUAUCCACCCAUUCAUCAGUGUUCAAAUGGCCAUACGUUGUGUUCCGGAUGCAAGCCUAGAGUUCAUAAUCGGUGUCCCACUUGCAGGCAUGAGCUGGGCAAUAUAAGAUGUCUUGCACUGGAGAAGGUGGCUGCUUCUCUUGAACUGCCCUGCAAAUACCAGAGCUUUGGGUGUCUGGGCAUAUAUCCUUACUACUGCAAGUUGAAACAUGAAUCACAAUGUGCCUAUAGACCCUACAAUUGUCCCUAUGCUGGAUCAGAGUGCACUGUUGUAGGUGACAUUCCUUAUUUGGUGUCUCACUUAAAAGAUGAUCACAAGGUUGACAUGCACAAUGGAAGCACGUUUAACCAUCGAUAUGUCAAAUCAAAUCCACAUGAGGUUGAGAAUGCAACAUGGAUGCUAACGGUCUUCAGUUGUUUUGGGCAAUACUUCUGCCUGCAUUUUGAGGCAUUUCAGCUGGGCAUGGCACCUGUAUACAUAGCUUUCUUGCGAUUCAUGGGGGAUGAUACUGAAGCGAAAAACUAUAGCUAUAGUCUCGAGGUUGGAGGUAAUGGACGCAAGAUGAUCUGGCAAGGGGUUCCCCGAAGUAUAAGAGAUAGCCAUCGGAAGGUGCGGGACAGUUAUGAUGGGCUUAUUAUCCAACGGAAUAUGGCCUUGUUUUUCUCAGGUGGGGAUCGGAAAGAGCUGAAGCUGAGGGUAACUGGGAGGAUUUGGAAGGAACAAUGAGAAUCCUUCCUGCUCUCUAUUUCCAGUUCAGCUUCACUUCUUUCGUGGUCCCUAGAUGAUCUAUAUUUAUGUCUCUUCAGAUCCUAUAUAUAUUUUGAGGUAGAUGAUGUAUUUAAGGCAAACUCUCUUUGCUAAGAAUGAUGGUCAAACUGGACUGGAAAGGCAUGAAACAUAUUCUUUUGUAGUGUAAAUGCCAGAUAUAGAGAACUUUGGUGCUGUCUGUUGUAUCAGCCAUCCUAUGUGUUUCUGUUUUGGUAGUCCUGUGGCAAGGUAAUUCUAUCUUGAAAUUUUAUUGGAUCUUUGAAUCAGAGCAAUAAUGCAUGGAGCUUUUAAAGCC
Elaeis guineensis (African oil palm) is the source of this 1481-nucleotide messenger RNA. Its product is annotated as E3 ubiquitin-protein ligase DIS1. Gene Ontology annotation, cellular component: cytoplasm. The record is from RefSeq and is a predicted model, not a curated record. Lineage: Eukaryota; Viridiplantae; Streptophyta; Magnoliopsida; Arecales; Arecaceae. Gene Ontology annotation, molecular function: protein binding; ubiquitin protein ligase activity; zinc ion binding. Gene Ontology annotation, biological process: multicellular organism development; ubiquitin-dependent protein catabolic process.